CAAGCUCCUUCAUUUGUUCUAUAUACUAACACACUAGAAAAAGAGGGAAAUGGAACCUAUUCAGUUAAUUUCUGAAGAAUGGGGUUCUCUUAGUGGACUUUACACAGCUGAGGAAGCUGACUUCAUGGCCCAGUUGCUUGGUGGCAACUAUUCUGUCACAGACAAGCACUGUGGAAAUCCCAGUUUUGGCAUGCCAAUGCCAUCUUCUACCAUUUGGCAUGGUCAUGAAUCCACAACACUGACCUUGACAAGCACCAAUAGCAAUUCAUAUUUUCCUUCAAAUGUCACAAAUACUAAUUUUCUCAGUUUCUCCCAAGGGAGUACCUCCAGCACUGAUAGUGGUAGUUUUCAAUGGAAUGACAAGUUAACCCAACAGAUUACUCAAAGCAUUAAUGAAGAGUCAGGGAGACAGGUUCUUACUGAGAACAAUUUGCAGGCUAAGAGGGAGUAUCAUGAAAUGAUGGUUUCUGAACCUGCAGAAGAGGAAAGAAGCAGAAACCUGGAGAACCCAACAAAAAGAUUUAGGAACUCAAUAGAGGACUUUAAAAACAUGAGGAAUGCUAUGCCCAUAAGCAAUAAUGAAGAGGGUAGAGGAGCAUGCCUCCAAAGCAGUUGUUUUUCACAAGUUGACUCUAAUGCUUCUUUGGAGUUAGUAAGUGGAGGAGCAACUUCAAGUAUGACCCCAAAAGAUCCUGAAGCUCCUAAGUUAUAUGGAAAAUCAAGAGCCACUAGUGGUCCUGCCACUGAUGCACAAAGCAUAUAUGCAAGAAAGCGAAGAGAAAGAAUAAAUGAAAGGUUGAAAAUACUGCAAAGCCUUGUCCCCAAUGGAACUAAGGUGGAUAUCAGCACCAUGCUUGAGGAAGCUGUUCAAUACGUGAAGUUUUUACAGCUCCAAAUUAAGGUUUUGAGCUCGGAUGAUAUGUGGAUGUAUGCUCCGAUUGCUUACAAUGGAAUGGACAUUGGAUUAGAUCUCAGUAGUUCUCCAACUAAAGGAAGAUGAGUGUGUUGAGAACAGAGCAAUUACAGAGGAUAGAGCAUUUCAUUAGCUUAAUCAUAUUUAUAUUGGGUUCAUUUGUAUAAAUAGGAUUAAAUCCUGCAAACUAUGGUCAAACAAGCCUAUUUUUGCUUUUGGGUAAUGUUUUAAAAACAAAACUAUUCAUGAUUUAAUGGUUCAAAUAUUGUUGAACUA
Molecule: messenger RNA, 1189 nt
Organism: Lotus japonicus
Lineage: Eukaryota; Viridiplantae; Streptophyta; Magnoliopsida; Fabales; Fabaceae
Product: transcription factor bHLH84-like
Exons: 5
Coding region: 50-1000 (316 amino acids)
Biological process (GO): regulation of transcription by RNA polymerase II
Cellular component (GO): nucleus
Molecular function (GO): protein dimerization activity; RNA polymerase II cis-regulatory region sequence-specific DNA binding; DNA-binding transcription factor activity, RNA polymerase II-specific
Source: RefSeq, a predicted model, not a curated record